Pangasianodon hypophthalmus (striped catfish) is the source of this 733-nucleotide messenger RNA. RefSeq lists its product as uncharacterized. The transcript is spliced from 3 exons. Bases 13 to 267 code for a protein of 84 amino acids. The record is from RefSeq and is a predicted model, not a curated record. Lineage: Eukaryota; Metazoa; Chordata; Actinopteri; Siluriformes; Pangasiidae.
UGUUCAGCCAUAAUGCCUUUCUUCUGUUACUCAGUAAUCACGGGACAACAACAUAUCCUAAGGGUGAAAGUCCGGUCCAACCAGGAUGUGAACGAUCCUGCAGUAAAGGUGGCCAUCUUAGAGCAGAUCAAACAGAAAGUGAAGGAUCAAGGGAUGGCAGAGAACAUCACAGUGAAAUGGAGACAACAACCAGAUGGUGUGGUGUUUCACAAGAAGAAAGAAAAUCAGGCUGCAGUAGAAAAUGAAACCAGGGGAAAAUGUCUUUAAAACCUCUAAAUCUUUAUUACUUUUAAAUGAUUUUCUUUAGAUUCAUGCUCAUUUUGGAAUACCUGUCUAGCUUUUACAGGAAGAUUUUAGAUUAAAUUUAAAUUAAACAAAAUUGUCAAAAGUACUUAAAAUACUUCUGGUUUUACCUUUGUAUUGUCAUAAUAAGGUAAAUACUUAAUAUUGGAAUUUCAGACUAUAACGUCAAUUGUAAGUACACAAUAAGCACCUCUGGAAGCUAUAUUAAGGGAUUUGAGCCCUGUGAAUGUUUGAAAUUUUAAUAUAAAUAAUCUGUAGUGUAAUAUCAAGUCAAGUCAAGUCAAGCCUUGUUGUCAUUCUGCUACAUGUGUGGACAUAUAGUUGAACGAAAUGUUGUGUCUCGCAGGACCAUGAUGCUACAAAAUUUGUAAUUUGUAAUACAUAAUCUGUAAUUUGUACUUCAAACUGUAAUAAAAAUUCAAUUAUUGUA